Messenger RNA from Naegleria fowleri, 1170 nucleotides. RefSeq lists its product as uncharacterized. Gene Ontology annotation, molecular function: 1-acylglycerol-3-phosphate O-acyltransferase activity. Gene Ontology annotation, cellular component: endoplasmic reticulum. Bases 1 to 1170 code for a protein of 389 amino acids. The transcript has a single exon. Gene Ontology annotation, biological process: phosphatidic acid biosynthetic process. The record is from RefSeq and is a predicted model, not a curated record. NCBI's taxonomy places the organism in Eukaryota, Heterolobosea, Eutetramitea, Acrasida, Naegleriidae.
AUGGUUCGGAAAAGAAAGGAACAAAAAGGAGACAACUCCUCGCUCAGCCGUCACGACGACGAAGGUCAACCAUCCUCUUCUUCGGAGCGAAAAACAACAACAACACCAACAACAACCAACGAAUCAUCAUCAUCUUCUCUGGUAAGACUCGAAAAGGAAGCCGUUGUUUCGAGUAGCAUUUCUUUCGAUUCGGAUUUGUCUUCUUCGACUACCACUUCAUCCUCCGAACUGGCAAGCACUACUUCCUCUCCGACCACAACAACAACCACCACUUCAACAACAACAACAACAACAACCACCACUGCAACGAAAACAACAACUUCCAUCACCAAAUAUCAUGCAGGAAAAGAAGAUCAUUCACUGAGUGCUUGGCUCUGUCGUUUGUACUUUAUCAGUGGACUCUUUCUUUCAUGGGUGUGUUGUUGUGUGAUUGCAUUGCCUCUCUAUCUGUUGCAUGUCAUGUUUGGAUUUGAUAAAAAUCGAACAUUGAUUGGAAAAUUAUUUCGUAAAUCGAAUCAGUGGGUAGUCGAAUCGAAUCCAUUUUGGAAAGUUCGAACAUUUUAUGAGAAUCGAUCGACUCUCGAUAAGCUUCCCAAACAGCAAAAGAAGGUAAUUUUUGUGUGUAAUCAUCAGAGUAAUAUGGAUCCUUUUGUGUUAUUGUCAGCUUUACCUAUUGAGGCUAAAUGGGUCGCCAAGCACGUGUUAUUUAACGUUCCAUUUGGUGGUUGGUUGAUGAGAAUGGCAGGUGACGUUCCAAUUGUCUUCAAGUCAAAACUUGCUCACAAUACUGUCACUGAUAAGGACAGUGUCGCACAGGCCUUAAGUCGUCUCAAAAAUUACCUCAAUAACGAUACUGCUGUUUUCUUUUUCCCAGAAGGAAGACGUUCCGACGAUCCAAAUACUUUUUUAGAAUAUCGAAAGGGAGCAUUUAUCAUGAGUUUGGAAUGUGGAGCUGAUAUUAUUCCUCUCGCUGUUCAUGGAACUCACACCAUGUGGGAAACACGUCACAAAAUGCCAAAACCAGGACGAGCUUCUAUUGUGAUAGGAGAUCCCAUCAGUGUGAAAGGAAUGACACUGGAAAAAGAUGUGGAUCACUUGUUAGAGAAAGUUCGAAAUAAGAUUACGGCAUUGCAUGUGACUGCAAAACAUCAUUAUAUUAAUAUGAAAUGA